Charadrius vociferus (killdeer) is the source of this 4258-nucleotide messenger RNA. RefSeq names its product glutamate receptor, metabotropic 5 (gene GRM5). The record is from RefSeq and is a predicted model, not a curated record. Gene Ontology annotation, molecular function: adenylate cyclase inhibiting G protein-coupled glutamate receptor activity; G protein-coupled receptor activity involved in regulation of postsynaptic membrane potential. The transcript is spliced from 11 exons. Bases 530 to 4258 code for a protein of 1242 amino acids. Lineage: Eukaryota; Metazoa; Chordata; Aves; Charadriiformes; Charadriidae. Gene Ontology annotation, cellular component: postsynaptic density membrane. Gene Ontology annotation, biological process: trans-synaptic signaling by endocannabinoid, modulating synaptic transmission; regulation of synaptic transmission, glutamatergic; G protein-coupled glutamate receptor signaling pathway.
GAGAGCAGCGUGUUGCAUGGCGUGUGUGUAUGUGCAUGCAUUCGCGGGGGUCGGAUACUCGGUCCUCAGCAUUUGCCUGUGAUCAGAAGAAAACAGGAUGUGCCCAUAGCUGGAGGAGUGACAAUGCUAGCUGAGUGGGGCUCACCUGCUGGUGAUCUUUGCAGAGGCAUUUGAGGAUUAUUCAGCUCCAGAAGGUCUGUGCGAGGAAUGCUAUAUCUGCCGUGGCUGAAAAUAGGAGGUCCCUACCCCUACCCAUCUUGAUUAUUGCCACCAAAAGGACCACUUUGCCGCCACCGUAGGAAGAAGCAGUCGCUGCCACUGACAAGGUUAUGAGGAUUAUGAUCACAUGUGCAGCUCUGCACAGCUGUCCACUUGGAGAUGAUGGUGACUCCUUAAAGAAUACACGCAAACUCCUGGUUAACGAUCAGCGUUGUGCUCCUUUUAUCCAAAAGAUUUGAUAACUGCUUUUCACCAGCUCUCCGGUUUUGUUCCAUCAUGUUGUCUCUACCAGCCUAAACCAUUUCCUAAAAUGGUCCUUUUGCUGUUCCUUGCAAUCCUACUAUUGAAGGAAGAUGUCUGUGGGAACUUUGGGCUUUUGGUUUCUGCACAGGCCAAUGAAAGAAGGGUGGUUGCACACAUGCCUGGUGAUAUUAUCAUUGGAGCUCUAUUCUCUGUCCACCAUCAACCAACUGUUGACAAGGUUCAUGAGAGGAAAUGUGGAGAGGUAAGAGAGCAGUAUGGCAUUCAGAGAGUGGAGGCAAUGCUGCAUACCCUUGACAGAAUUAAUUUGGACCCCACGCUGUUGCCAAAUAUAACGCUAGGAUGUGAAAUAAGGGACUCCUGCUGGCAUUCUGCUGUGGCUCUGGAGCAGAGCAUUGAGUUUAUAAGGGACUCUCUUAUUUCAUCAGAAGAAGAGGAAGGGAUGGUGAAAUGCGUGGAUGGAUCUUCAUCUUCUUUCCGCUCCAAGAAACCCAUUGUUGGUGUCAUUGGACCUGGCUCUAGCUCAGUUGCUAUCCAGGUCCAGAACUUGUUGCAGCUUUUCAAUAUACCUCAGAUUGCUUAUUCUGCCACAAGCAUGGACCUAAGUGACAAAACUCUGUUUAAGUAUUUUAUGAGAGUUGUGCCAUCUGAUGCGCAGCAAGCACGGGCUAUGGUGGACAUUGUCAAGCGCUAUAACUGGACCUAUGUUUCUGCUGUACAUACUGAAGGAAACUAUGGUGAAAGUGGAAUGGAAGCUUUCAAAGAUAUGGCGGCCAAGGAAGGCAUCUGCAUUGCACAUUCCUACAAGAUCUAUAGCAAUGCUGGUGAACAGAGUUUUGACAAGCUGCUGCGGAAGCUCCGGAGCCACCUGCCCAAGGCAAGAGUGGUUGCCUGCUUCUGUGAAGGCAUGACUGUGAGAGGUCUCUUAAUGGCUAUGAGGCGCCUGGGACUUGCUGGAGAAUUUUUGCUGCUGGGCAGUGAUGGCUGGGCAGACAGGUAUGAUGUGACAGAAGGGUAUCAGCGUGAAGCUGUCGGUGGAAUAACGAUCAAGCUCCAGUCUCCUGAUGUGAAAUGGUUUGAUGAUUACUACCUACAGCUUCGGCCAGAAACCAACCACCGAAAUCCAUGGUUUCAGGAAUUUUGGCAGCACAGGUUCCAGUGCCGGUUGGAAGGCUUUCCUCAAGAGAACCCUAAAUACAACAAGACUUGCACAAGCCAGAUGACUCUGAGGACGCAGCAUGUUCAGGACUCCAAGAUGGGCUUUGUAAUCAACGCAAUAUACUCGAUGGCGUAUGGCCUCCACAACAUGCAGAUGUCACUGUGCCCAGGCUAUGUGGGCCUCUGUGAUGCCAUGAAGCCCAUAGAUGGUCGGAAGCUCCUGGAAUCCCUCAUGAAGACUAACUUUACCGGAGUCUCUGGGGAUAUGAUCUUGUUUGAUGAGAACGGCGACUCACCAGGAAGAUAUGAAAUCAUGAAUUUCAAGAAAAUGGGGAAGGACUACUUUGAUUACAUCAAUGUUGGCAGUUGGGACAAUGGUGAGCUGAAAAUGGACGAUGAUGAAAUAUGGUCAGAGAAAAAUAAUAUCAUCAGAUCUGUGUGCAGUGAACCCUGUGAAAAGGGCCAGAUAAAGGUGAUCCGUAAGGGAGAAGUGAGUUGCUGUUGGACCUGCACUCCUUGUAAAGAGAAUGAAUAUGUAUUUGAUGAAUACACAUGCAAAGCCUGCCAGCUUGGCUCCUGGCCCAACGACGACCUCACAGGUUGUGACCUCAUCCCAGUCCAGUAUCUCAGAUGGGGUGAUCCUGAACCAAUUGCAGCAGUUGUUUUUGCAUGUCUGGGUCUGCUGGCCACCUUGUUUGUUACAGCUAUAUUCAUAAUGUACCGUGAUACUCCAGUGGUCAAAUCAUCCAGCCGAGAACUCUGCUACAUCAUUCUAGCCGGCAUCUGCUUGGGUUACUUGUGCACUUUCUGUCUCAUCGCAAAACCUCAACAGAUUUACUGUUAUCUUCAACGAAUUGGCAUCGGCCUCUCCCCAGCUAUGAGUUAUUCUGCUCUAGUAACUAAAACCAACCGCAUUGCAAGAAUCCUGGCUGGCAGCAAGAAGAAAAUUUGUACAAAGAAACCUAGGUUCAUGAGUGCCUGCGCCCAACUGGUUAUUGCAUUUAUCUUGAUAUGUAUACAAUUAGGCAUAAUCGUUGCCCUCUUUAUAAUGGAGCCACCAGAUAUAAUGCAUGAUUACCCAAGCAUCCGAGAGGUCUACCUGAUUUGUAACACCACUAACUUGGGUGUUGUAACUCCCCUUGGAUAUAAUGGAUUAUUAAUAUUGAGUUGCACCUUUUAUGCAUUUAAGACAAGAAAUGUCCCAGCUAAUUUCAAUGAAGCAAAGUAUAUUGCCUUUACAAUGUAUACCACCUGCAUCAUUUGGCUGGCUUUUGUGCCAAUAUAUUUUGGAAGCAACUACAAGAUAAUCACCAUGUGUUUCUCAGUGAGUCUGAGUGCCACGGUGGCCCUCGGCUGUAUGUUUGUACCCAAGGUCUAUAUCAUCCUUGCUAAGCCUGAAAGGAACGUACGCAGCGCGUUCACCACAUCGACCGUGGUCCGUAUGCAUGUAGGGGAUGGAAAGUCAUCUUCAGCUGCAAGCCGCUCAAGCAGCCUGGUGAACCUGUGGAAAAGAAGGGGAUCAUCUGGUGAAACCCUUAGGUACAAAGGCAGGAGACUGGCCCCGCCCAAGUCGGAAAUAGAGUGUUUCACCCCAAAAGGGAGUAUGGGGAAUGGUGGGAGAGCUACAAUGACCAGUGAAGAAUCUGUUUGCAUUCCAGACUGUAAUCGAUCUGAGUCAAGUAGAGAGGAGAAAAAGGUUCCUGUUAAAGAGGAUGCCCUAACAGUUAAAAAGACUGGAAACUGUGUCAGUCUAAUAGUUCCACAGCAAGACUGUCAGCCGCGAGACCUACUCAAACACUCUAAUGGGAAAUCCGUUUCCUGGGCCCAGAAUGAGAAAAGCAGCAGAGGAGCACACCUUUGGCAGCGGUUGUCAAUCCACAUCAACAAAAAAGAGAACCCCAAUCAAACGGCAGUGAUCAAGCCUUUUUCUAAAAGCACAGAUAGUAGCCGACAUAGUAGCAGCGCUACAUUUCCUGAGGCCAGUGCCAAAACACUUUACGAUGUUUCGGAAGCAGAAGAGCAAUACCCAGCUCAGUACCGACCGCAGACUCCCUCGCCUAUCAGCACGUUGAGCCACAGAACUGCCUCCGUUAGCCGAACAGAAGAUGAUGCCCCUACCUUCCAGUCAGAGCCUCCUCAGAGAAGUAGCUCCUCUCAAGGCUCCCUCAUGGAGCAGAUCAGUAGCGUGGUUACUCGCUUUACAGCCAAUAUCAGCGAGCUGAACUCUAUGAUGCUUUCAACAGCCACUCCAGGGACAAUGGUGGCCACCCCUCUCUGCUCUUCGUACCUGAUUCCACGGGAAAUCCAGCUCCCUACGACGAUGACCACAUUUGCAGAGAUCCAACCGCUUCCUGCCAUUGAAGUCAAUGGCGCUUCGCAGUCAGCUAGGAAACCUUCAAAUGGCAGCAUCAAAGAAGGCACUUCAGAGACCCCAUCAACCAAGCAAGACCUUGAGGAGUUGGUAGCUUUAACUCCUCCUUCUCCUUUUAGAGACUCCAUCGAUUCUGGAAGUGCAUCUCCCAGCUCUCCGGUUUCUGAAUCAGCUCUCUGUAUCCCGUCGUCCCCAAAGUAUGAUACGCUCCUUAUCAGAGAUUAUGCUCAAAGUUCUUCUUCGCUGUGA